Uranotaenia lowii is the source of this 2161-nucleotide messenger RNA. RefSeq names its product probable tyrosyl-DNA phosphodiesterase (gene gkt). The transcript has 5 exons. The record is from RefSeq and is a predicted model, not a curated record. Gene Ontology annotation, cellular component: nucleus. Gene Ontology annotation, biological process: single strand break repair; double-strand break repair. Gene Ontology annotation, molecular function: single-stranded DNA binding; double-stranded DNA binding; 3'-tyrosyl-DNA phosphodiesterase activity. The coding region runs from base 132 to 2090 and encodes 652 amino acids. Lineage: Eukaryota; Metazoa; Arthropoda; Insecta; Diptera; Culicidae.
GCCAUCUUCGAAUAGUGCAUGAGCUAUCUCAGUUAUAUUUUGCUUUUUAAUCCGAUGAGAAUAAAAGGUGAGGAAUUUAAACUUCUUCAUUGAUAGUUCCAGUAGUGUACAGUUUUUGUAAGAAUCUCAAAAUGGACAGUUCUAAAAGGAAGACUUCGGAUAAAGUUCCUGAUAAAGUUUGUCAGUAUGGCUCGGAUUGCUAUCGUAAAAAUCCAAUCCACUUCAAGGAAUUCUCACACCCCCAUUUAGAAUCGAUUCUAUCGGCAGCAGUUUCCAAGGAUAAGUAUACUAUACCGGAGGAAUUGUCCAGCAGCAAAGAAGUGGUUAUCGAUCAGCUCAAACUAUUAGCUCAAAUUUAUCCCGACUUGAUCGGCGCUCAGAAGUUGCCACCGGCCAAACAAUCCAAAUUAAAUCCUGGUCAGAGAGUAGAGCCGAAAAAUACUCCUAACGAAGACUUAAAGGCAUCGGAAACGAAAGCUUCUUCGAGAAGUCCAAACAUUGGAAAAGUAACUGCACCCAAUACGAGUCCUAAGAAGAUCAAUACCGAUAAAAGCAAAUCAGCUGUGGCUGACUUAUUUGCUGAACGACGGGCAAAAAUGGCUCAGCAACGGGCUUCUGAAGAAAUAAAGAACAAGGUGGAACCAAAACCUUCCACGAGUUCCGAUGUCAAUAGACAGAAGCAGCAGCCCUCUAAAGAACAAGGCAUUCAACUGAAGAAGGUGAUCACCCGGAACAUCCAUGAUUACUAUCCGGUGGUGGCACCAAAGGGGCAGAUGGCCAAAAAGCUAGCGGCUGCGGCUCCGUACAAUUUCUUCCUCACAACCAUUACGGAUGCCAAGGUGACCCAUACGGAGCCACUUUCAAUUACCUUCCAGGAGUUGCUGGACAGUAGUCUUGGAGAUUUGGAAUGUUCGUUUCAGAUGAACUUUAUGGUGGACAUUGGUUGGCUAUUGGGUCACUACUAUUUCGCAGGAUAUGAAGACCGUCCACUGUUGAUUCUGUAUGGAGACGAAUCGCCAGAGUUGAAAAUGGUGUCUUCUAAAAAACCGAAUGUAACAGCCGUGAAAGUUCACAUUCCUACUCCCUUUGGAGUGCACCAUACCAAGAUGGGUCUGUAUGGCUACAAGGACGGUUCGAUGCGUGUAGUUAUUUCCACAGCUAAUUUGUAUGAAGAUGAUUGGCACAACCGAACUCAAGGUCUGUGGGUUAGUCCGAAGCUGCCAGCAGUUCCGGAGGACGCCGAUACCGGUUUCGGAGAGAGCAAGACAGGAUUCCGUGAUAGUUUGAUAACAUACUUGAAUGCAUACAAAAUAACACAAGUUCAACCUUGGGUGGCGAGGGUGCAGAAAACCGAUUUUAGUUCCGUGAACGUUUUCCUGGUGGCUUCGGUUCCCGGUGGCCAUCUUAGCACAGCCAAAGGACCACUUUGGGGCCACCCGCGAUUGGGUUAUCUGCUUGGUAAACAUUCAGCUCCAAUAGACGAUGCCUGUCCGUUGGUGGCGCAAAGUUCCAGUAUAGGAAGUUUGGGGCUGAACCCUCAGGCGUGGGUUUGUUCUGAGCUUAUGGCAAACUUCCGCAAGGACUCCGCUCCCUUAGGCCUUCGUAGGGUGCCGGCAUUUAAGAUGAUUUUUCCUAGCUUUUCCAAUGUCCGUAAUAGCCAUGACAAUCUACUAGGGGGAGGUUGUUUACCGUACAUGAAGGCCACCCACGAUAAGCAACUAUGGUUGAGGGAAUAUCUGCACCAGUGGCGAAGUGACUGUCGCAAUCGAACCAAGGCGGUGCCGCACAUCAAAACGUACUGCCGGUGGUCUCAUCGGGGAUUGUACUGGUUUCUGCUGACCUCGGCCAACCUUUCGAAAGCAGCAUGGGGUGUGUUCAAUAAAUCGGCCAAAUUUGAACCACCGCUUAGAAUCAACAGCUACGAGGCAGGCGUUUUAUUUUUGCCGAAAUUUGUGAUUGAGGAAAAUUUUUUCCCGAUGGAAAGUAAACCUGGAAAAAAGCAUCCAAAAUUUCCAAUGCCUUACGAUGAACCCAUCAUUCCGUACGCUCCCGAGGAUACACCGUUUUUUAUGGAUUACCUACGAAGAUAGUCUAGUUUCUGUUCAGUGUAACUAGGGACAGAAAUAUUUUCGUGGUGAGAAUGUUUUCCUUGUUUGUUACU